Molecule: messenger RNA, 687 nt
Organism: Suillus subalutaceus
Lineage: Eukaryota; Fungi; Basidiomycota; Agaricomycetes; Boletales; Suillaceae
Exons: 2
Coding region: 208-600 (130 amino acids)
Source: RefSeq, a predicted model, not a curated record
AGUCGAUUCCCUUCCCUACUUCCCUCUCGAGUGGCCCGGGAUCGGAUGUCUCAAGCUGCCAGGCGAUGGCUCUGGGCUGGUCACCACUCGAGAGUCCCUCACCUAGGGAAUUUAUCACUAUCAUCUAUUACUUUGUUUUUAUUUCAUUUUGCAGCCGUAUGGUCUCUGAUCUGUCGCUUUCCGCAUGUACACACUACUACUCAUUCUAUGGGCCAUUUCCCUACACUCAGAACCGUAGUCUUCAGUUUGAGGAUCAAUACCACAACCGGCUAUUUCAGAGCUACUCUAGAACCCAGAACUCAGGUUUCACGGUGCACAAUCUUCGUGGAUUUCUCUUUGAUAUGUAACUUCUCUAUGCUGAUGCAACUGCCAGGUCUCUUUCAAACCUCUGUCUCCUGCCAGCUCCUGCCGGAUAACGAGCCGUUGACAGUACCUUUCCGCACUUCUUUUAAAGCUUUCAAGAAUAACUAUGCGUGUGCCUUGUUUCACCUUUAUUUCAAUCGAGCUGACUAUCUAUUCAUGCAGGUGGAACGAAUGGUUAAUGUUACCCAUUCAGUGCUGGGCCAGGUGAAAUUGACGUGGCACUGUCACAAAUCCUAGGUACAGAUCAUGUUCAAACACCAUCUUAUGUCGCUUGAAAUGAAUUCCGAACACUUUGAAUCCCCGUUAAUGAUCAAUAUAUGAGUA